CUCCGUCAGUCUCCUUCAAACAAGGGUUUGUUCCGGCGGAAGCAAAGCGAAGAAGAGAACCAGAGAGAAACCUAGCGUGCUUCAUCACCAUGAGAGCCAAGUGGAAGAAGAAGCGUAUGAGGAGGUUGAAGAGGAAGCGCCGAAAGAUGAGACAGAGAUCCAAGUAGUCUGCUUCCUUUCAAUAAACGAAGUGGGGCGUAGCGUAUCGAUCUAGGUGGAUUUCUGCAUUUCGUUUUUUUUCCCCUUUCCCUGUUUUGCGAGACUUGAAAAAACUCUGUUGCCAGUACCGAGUUUGAUGUAUGGAUUUGAAAUUUCAGUUGGAUACAAUUUUUGUUUCUCGUUCGAAAUUAGUAUGGGAUUCUGCCGCUUGUUCUGCUUAUCCAGUUGUAUGAUUUAUUGCGUUGUCUGUUUGGAAUUUGUUUUGGUAUACCGAUGUUCCAUAUGUUUGUCCUCUAUCUGGAUUCGUGGUAGAUUACUCUGGGAUUCGAUUCCAUUAAUGGUUAAGUUGAGUUGUAUUCUACGGCUGUUGAAAUGUGAGCUUUUUUAAGGUAAUU
Messenger RNA from Linum tenue, 554 nucleotides. The record is from the annotation of a GenBank genome assembly. NCBI's taxonomy places the organism in Eukaryota, Viridiplantae, Streptophyta, Magnoliopsida, Malpighiales, Linaceae.